Molecule: messenger RNA, 1720 nt
Organism: Saimiri boliviensis boliviensis (Bolivian squirrel monkey)
Lineage: Eukaryota; Metazoa; Chordata; Mammalia; Primates; Cebidae
Gene: SLC25A31
Product: solute carrier family 25 member 31
Biological process (GO): mitochondrial ATP transmembrane transport; mitochondrial ADP transmembrane transport; negative regulation of mitochondrial outer membrane permeabilization involved in apoptotic signaling pathway
Cellular component (GO): mitochondrial inner membrane
Molecular function (GO): ATP:ADP antiporter activity
Source: RefSeq, a predicted model, not a curated record
GCCGGCGCGCCGCUCUUCCAGCGUCCCCAGAGCCGCUUUCCCGCCAGGACGACGCUUCAGAGGUUUUCAGCUUCCCUUCCUCGUCGCUCCCGCACUCGAUUUUAGCCACUGCUGUCGGCUUUUAUAUCCUUCUCCGCCAUGCCGCGUGAGCCUGCGAAGAGGAAGGCAGAAAAGCAGCUGUUCGAUGCCUCGUCCUUCGGGAAGGACCUUCUGGCCGGCGGAGUCGCGGCAGCUGUGUCCAAGACAGCAGUGGCGCCCAUCGAGCGGGUGAAGCUGCUGCUGCAGGUGCAGGCCUCGUCGAAGCAGAUCAGCCCGGAGGCGCGGUACAAAGGCAUGGUGGACUGCCUGGUGCGGAUUCCUCGCGAGCAGGGUUUCUUCAGUUUUUGGCGUGGCAAUUUGGCAAAUGUUAUUCGGUAUUUUCCAACACAAGCUCUAAACUUUGCUUUUAAGGACAAAUACAAGCAGCUAUUCAUGUCUGGAGUUAAUAAAGAAAAACAGUUCUGGAGGUGGUUUUUGGCAAACCUGGCUUCUGGUGGAGCUGCUGGGGCAACAUCUUUAUGUGUGGUAUAUCCUCUAGAUUUUGCCCGAACCAGAUUAGGUGUCGAUAUUGGAAAAGGUCCUGAAGAGCGACAAUUCAAGGGUUUAGGUGACUGUAUUAUGAAAAUAGCAAAAUCAGAUGGAAUUCCUGGUUUAUACCGAGGGUUUGGUGUUUCAGUACAGGGCAUCAUUGUGUACCGAGCCUCUUAUUUUGGAGCUUAUGACACAGUUAAGGGUUUAUUACCAAAGCCAAAGAAAACUCCAUUUCUUGUCUCCUUUUUCAUUGCUCAAGUUGUGACUACAUGCUCUGGAAUACUUUCUUAUCCCUUUGACACAGUUAGAAGACGUAUGAUGAUGCAGAGUGGUGAGGCUGAACGGCAAUAUAAAGGAACCUUAGACUGCUUUGUGAAGAUAUACCAACAUGAGGGUAUCAAUUCCUUUUUUCGUGGUGCCUUCUCCAAUAUCCUUCGUGGUACAGGGGGUGCUUUGGUGUUGGUAUUAUAUGAUAAAAUUAAGGAAUUCUUUAAUAUUGAUAUUGGUGGUAGUUCAUAGGGAGAGUAAAUUAAGAAAUACAUGGAUUUAACUUAAACAUACAAAUUACAUAGCUGCCAUUUGCAUACCUUCUGAUAGUGUGUUAUUGUCUCUAUUUUGUUAAAGUGCUAGUUCUGCAAUAAAGCAUAUAUUUUUUUCAAGGAUUUAAAUGCUAAAUAUCAGAUUUUUCUUCCCAUUUAGACUCAAACACAUUUUAAUGUGAUAUUUCAUUUAUUAUAGGUAGUGUAUUUUAAUGUGUUAGUUUAAAAUUCUUUUAGGAUUAAAAAUUAAAAUGUAUAAUGCUGAAAUCUAAGAAAUGAAAGUAUCUUCUUUUAAAUUGCUAUUCAUUUAAUAUACCUGUUUUCCCAUCUUUUAAAAUCAUAUGGCAUGACAAAUAUUUCUUAAAAGCUUAUCAAGAGAUGUCAUCAUAACUGUAGGCACAAAUAAGCUUUGUUCUGUAUCUCUUCUAAGACAGCACAGCUAUUACUGUGUACCGUAUUUACAGUAUCAGUUAGCUUUUGAUCAUAGAUGUGAUCAUUUAAAGAUUUGAUAAUGAUUUCAGUGACAUUAUAAAACUGAAACUGGAAAAUAAAAAUGGCUUAUCUGUUGAUGUUUGUCUUUGAAAUAAAUAAAUAUCUUGCUAGUGUGAAUA